This is a messenger RNA of Sphaerulina musiva SO2202, 3834 nucleotides long. RefSeq lists its product as uncharacterized. Gene Ontology annotation, biological process: activation of GTPase activity. Gene Ontology annotation, molecular function: GTPase activator activity. The transcript has a single exon. Bases 368 to 3166 code for a protein of 932 amino acids. Lineage: Eukaryota; Fungi; Ascomycota; Dothideomycetes; Mycosphaerellales; Mycosphaerellaceae. The record is from RefSeq and is a predicted model, not a curated record.
GACGACGACGACGAGUGACUUUAAGUUCUAAUCAUGCUCUAGGAGGUACUGUAAUACCUCAAUGCACAUUACACAUAUGACAUCCUCUUUGCCCUCCUGUUUCUGACCCCACGACUCCUCAACGACAUAACUACAUACAUACCUUACUUGAUACAUGUACUCAACUCCGAGUUCUGCCCAGCAGGCCUGAGGCCAUCAUCUUUCUAUCCCAGCAUCGAACCUGAUCUCGACUCGCGACCAAGCGAGUCCGCGUCGUAGAUCGAGGCGACGCCGCCGACGCGCGAACUGUCGCGCCAUCUCUCAUUGGUCAACUCAUCGAUUGGGAAGCGGGACGACCAGGAUUCGCCAGAAGGUAGAAUCGAGGGAAAUGGCUGCCCUGAAUACCCUCCCUGGUCCCUUCAACAGGAAGAACAACAACAACCACCACCAGUACAACAACAACAACAUACACCACGACGACGACGACGACAAUAGCAACGACAGCGACGAUAUUAAUUCUCCCAUUCUUCAUCCAGUAUAUUGUCGUCACGACCACCAAACUCCCUUGGCCAGUGCGGGCUUCAUCAUACACAUCGACGCCAAAACGUAUCCCUCCUCCUCGCACCUCGACGUGGCUGACCACCAGGAGCAUGCGCCGCUCACCCUCCUGACCGCAAACGAGUCGACUGUACAGCGCCGCCGCGCAUCGAGACACGAUAGCCUGUUCAUAGACACCACAUCCUCACAAGACUCGUUGUGUGGGAAGGGGGCUGGGAUCACGCGGCCCCAGAGCGUUGCGGUGCGGGGACUCGGUCGCAGUGUCAGCCUGCCCAUCGUGGACGACGCCAUGCUGGCCAGUGUCAGCGUGGAGAGUGUCGUCGAGGAGAGCAGCAGCACGCCGGGUUCUCCGCCCGACUUGACCUAUUCCAAGUCGUCCAAGAGCAGCUCAUCCCUCAACUCAGACGACGACAUUUGCGCUGCCGGCCAGGAUGGGGGACUCUCCAAACAUGGCCACUUUGACGAAGUCGUGCUGGAGGAAGACUGCGGCAGUGAUGGGCGAGAAGACAACAAUCUGCCGCCGGAUUCCAGACCCACGCUCAGGCGCCCGGCGCCGCGGGCACUGGCAACCGGCGGCGCCGUUGUUGCACGAAGACGCAGCGGCACGAGUCCCCCCCUCCGCCCAUUGACGAAUGGCAUCCAGCAGUCCAAAUAUCCGUCCCUGCAAGGAGCCGUCUCGGGCGUGCUGCAAGAUCAGAGCCUCAAUCUACCCCAAGGACGGACGAUGCAACGCGCAGUCUCGAGUCCCCUCACGUCGCCGUCCAUGCGCCCGCACCCUCAACACAUUCUUUCGCGGUCGCCCAGUCCCAAUAAGCUAUAUGCACCUAAAUCACCGCUCGGCUCUCCGCAAACACUAGCCACGUCCACACCAAAGGCAUCGUACGAAUCGCAAGGCUCUGCCACGAGAAAGCCGGCGUGGCAGCCGCGCAGAAAGAGCACCAAGGAACUGGAAGCAGAGUACAAUGAUGAAGACGAAGACGUGCCAGACGACGCCAUCUUGGAGAAUGUGCCCGUGUCGCCUUUACCGGGACAUUAUAGCGUAGCACGAUCGCCAAACUUGACGCCCAAUAGUAUGCGCUCAGCGACUCCUAGUCCGAAUCGAAGGCCGGGACCAUAUGCGAACAUGCACUCCGCAAACAUUCCGAAAGGCGCUAAACGACCCUCUGCUCCGCCGUCGUCCAUGACGGGUAUGCCUCGAUCCCCCAAGUUCCACCAUCGUCCCAAGAUGCAACAUUCCAGUACCGUGGGAGCGUUCCCCUUGGAUUCGAGGUGUCGACAGUAUAAGAGCAAGUCAUGGACGGAGGAUCUCAAUCGGGAGGCCCGGGAGCUGUCGCAAAAGUUGGAGGAGUAUGCGGAGCGCUUGUCGCUCGACAAGAAAUCUACCACACCAUCGGGCGCCAAUAGCGUUGCGAGCAGUCCACCGCGACUAAGUUCGAACAAGCCGGCGAGACUGCAAACGACAAUUUUGGAGAUCCCCAGCAUUCCCAGCACCACACUUCCCCCGAUACAGAGAGGCAAUAUCAUGAUUGAUCCACUUCCCAUCAGCAAGGAAAAAGAGGCCGUCCUGAGUCGCACGAGACCGUCAUGGCUGCCUCCGAAAGAUCAAAAAGAAGAGCGCAAGCAUCUCAAGGAGUUUCAGCAGAUGAUGGCGAGGGCUGCAGAAUCUGAGAGAAAGCGCGCUUUGAAAGAGCAGACAAAUCGCGAGGACAAGCAAGAAAUGCAGGGGAGCAUUGCACGAAUCUGGGAACAGCACGUACUCCCGAAUUGGGAUGUAGUCGUGCAGGAGCCGCGAACCAGAGAGCUCUGGUGGCGAGGAGUGACUCCCAGCAACCGUGGUGAGGUGUGGUCCAGAGCAAUCGGGAAUGAGCUGGAGCUUUCCACGGCGAGCUUCGACGCAGCUCUUGCGAGAGCACACGCACUGGAGGCCAAGAUUGCAAACAUCCCCGCCGAGGAGAAGGCGAAUUGCAGAGAGGCUGCAUGGCUGGAAGCUAUUGACAGAGAUGUUCCGAAUACGCUUCCAGACGCGCGCAUGUGCUACAAUGCGGUGGCGCCACUGCAUAAGAACCUCUCGGAUGUGCUCAAGGCGUAUACUUUGUAUCGCAGUGAUGUGGGCUAUGUUUAUGGGAUUCAUCUCAUCGCGGGGAAUAUAUGUCUGACCCUGCCCGCUGCUGAUGCAUUCGUCCUCCUGGCCAAUAUGCUUAACAGACCUUUGCCCUUGGCUUUCCUAGUGCACGAUGAAGCCGCCAUGCAACGAACCUACGAACUCACACUGCAGACACUGCGGUACAAGUACACUCGACUCCACGACCACCUCACAUCGCCAGCUUUGGGCCUGAAACCGGAGGAAUUCCUGGAUCCGAUCUAUCGCUGUCUGUUCGCAUACAACCUUCCUCAUGAAUAUGUUGCACGCAUCUGGGACAUUUUUGUCUUUGAAGGCGACAAAGCUCUGGUCCGUGCUGCUGUCGCUGUUCUCUCACAACUCGAAAGCAAACUCUACGGAUCGCGAGAGGAAGUUUUGCACCUUAUUGGUUGGGUGAAUCAAGGCAACUUCCCGGUCGAGUCCGAGGACGCCUUCAUCAAUGCUAUACGUGAGGCGGGCAAAGUCGAGCGUCGGAGCGCGAGCGCCUAGUCGGCCGGUCGGGGCAGGAAGAAGAAUACGUAUCGCAGUCUGAUGAGGAGAAGGAGGAACUCGUCAUGGAUAUGUCCGGAUCGGGACCGAGUGCUGAAUCUCAGCUUUCGUGGAGAGGAAAGUUCCAGUAGCAUCGGGAUCUUGGAUGAUACGGUGGGCCUCAGCGCGAAGAUGAUGGAGUCGAUCUCUUUGGUGGAUGUGAAGCGCGAGUGCAAGUCGGGAACUGGUAGCAUUGCGGGUAGAAAGGGCUUCGGGCUCGCGAGUGCCGGUUUGAGACGCGUCGUUGGGGUCUUCUGUCAUCAGACGAAUGUGCAAGAAUGGGAGCAGUGAGCUAUCAUUGAGAGCUCCCCAUCAAUCCUAAUGUAAUUGGAAAAGACUGGCUUUGGGAGCAUUUCAUCUUGGAGAUGCUUACGAGCUACACAAGAGGAAGGCGUGUGGAAGUAGAAGAAGUGCUGCGUCACACUUGCACUAUUGUCUAUUCUUUGGGGGGUUGUUUUUGGUAAUGAUCAGGGCAAGAUGAAGGGAACCUGAGAAUAAAUUAAUUGUACAGAGAACGGAUGCAUACACGUGCGAGUGUGGAAGGGUAGGCGGAGGGGGGAGGGGGGAAAGGGAGAGGGUGCCACUGUUCAUAUUUCUGUACCUAUGUACAUCUGACGAAGGAUCCCAAU